This is a messenger RNA of Gavialis gangeticus (Gharial), 611 nucleotides long. RefSeq names its product CART prepropeptide (gene CARTPT). The record is from RefSeq and is a predicted model, not a curated record. Gene Ontology annotation, molecular function: neuropeptide hormone activity. The transcript is spliced from 3 exons. The coding region runs from base 1 to 303 and encodes 100 amino acids. Lineage: Eukaryota; Metazoa; Chordata; Crocodylia; Gavialidae. Gene Ontology annotation, biological process: positive regulation of MAPK cascade; adult feeding behavior; cellular response to starvation.
AUGGUGAGCUGGCGCGGUGGUGCUCCCGGGCUGUGGGAGCCCAGCGCCGACGGGGCAGGCUGCGGGGCGGACGCGGGGCUGAGCUCUCCCCUCCCCGCUGUGCGCCUGCAGAUCGUGGCCCUGCAGGAGGUGCUGGAGAAGCUGAAGAGCAAGCGCCUGCCCUCGGUGGAGAAGAAGCUGGGCUGGGUGCCCUCGUGCGACGCCGGCGAGCAGUGCGCCGUCAGGAAAGGCGCCCGCAUCGGGAAGCUCUGCAACUGCCCCCGCGGCACGGCCUGCAACUUCUACAUCCUCAAGUGCCUGUGAAGGCCCGGGCUGGGGAGAGCCAUGCGGGGGGCUCGCAGUCCUGUCCUGUCCUGUCCUGUCCUGUCCUUCCCCCCGGAGGGGUCUCUGGUUUGUCGUGUGCUCUGGGAAACGUCUCCCCGUGCCCCCUUCCAGCACCCCGGGAGCUCCGGCUGGAAGGAGCACCCUCCACAAAGCCCACCCCAGCCCAUCCUCGCUGCCCGGGGGGGCAAGAAGCAGCCGGUUCCCAAAGGCACCAGGCUGCUGGUGUCGUGGGGCCUCAGUACCACCCUCAGCCUGGCCCCUUGGCCCAUCUCCCUUCCCCGGGGUCA